AUGCCGAUUCCUACCAUAAGCUUCGCUCCAAUCUUUGGCAAAGACGAUGUCUCUAGAGCCCGAGUCGUAGCUCAGGUUCGAGACGCCUGUCUAAAAUACGGUUUCUUCCAACUGGUCGACCAUGGAGUCCCGCAGGAUUUGUUUGACGAAAUGAUCAAGCAAAGCGCGAGCUUCUUCAAUCUUUCAGACGAUGUGAAGGAAAGAUAUAGUAAAGACCAAGACAAGUUCCAAAGGGGAUAUGAAAGACUUCGUGCACAAAAUUUUGAGAAAAGAACGGCUGGCGAUUUGAAAGAGGGUUACUACUUUGGAGCAGAUCUUCCCUUGGAUCACCCAAGAGUUGUCGCGGGAAAAUUUAACAUGGGCCCUAAUAAGUAUCCGAAAGAGGUCACGGAUCCUGUGAAGUUCAAAGAGACCAUGGAUACCUACUAUAGUACCAUGCUUUCUCUCUCACAGAUCAUUCUCCAGGUUUUAUGUGAGACGAUGGAGAUCUCCAACGAAUGGAUGCCAGAGUUUCUGGAUAUCCCUAUCGCCACACUUCGACUGUUGCACUACCCGCCGCAGGCUCCUGAUGCAUCGGAGCUUGAACGAGGUAUUGGACAGCACACCGACUUCGGCGCUGUGACUAUACUUUUACAGGACGAGGUAGGCGGCUUGCAAGUCUGGGACAGGGACGCCUCAGCCUGGAUUGAUGCUAUCCCUCAGCGAGGAGCAUUGGUCAUCAACCUGGGCAAUUUGAUGAUGAGAUGGACGAAUGACCGCUAUCUGUCCAAUUUACACCGGGUGAUCAACAAGUCCGGGAAGCAACGGUACAGCGUCCCAUUCUUUCUUGCUGGGAACCCCGACUUCCUCGUCAAGUGCUUUCCUAAGUGUGCCGAUGAGAUUGAAGGUCCAAAAUACCCUCCUGUCACGGUUCAGCGGUGGAUGGAGGGCCGUUACGCGGAUACAUAUAACACAUCGCAAGAUAAAGCCCUUGGAGAACUCUCGCAGAGCGAAGCUAAAGCUGGAAUGGCCUAG
Messenger RNA from Clonostachys rhizophaga, 1014 nucleotides. The record is from the annotation of a GenBank genome assembly. NCBI's taxonomy places the organism in Eukaryota, Fungi, Ascomycota, Sordariomycetes, Hypocreales, Bionectriaceae.